AUGGAGAUGAGAAACUCGUGUCAGAACGGCCUGAUGCCGGCGCUGAUGCGUCCCACGCUGCCCAGCAUCCAGGCCGCUCUGGGCAUGAAGCAGUUCCUGCCGUUCCCGCUGGAGACGGCCUCGGCGAUCAGCCUCUUCCCGGGAUUCAACACGAUGGACCCGGUGCAGAAAGCCGUCCUCCAUCACACCCUCGGCCUCCCGCCCACCGCCAAGAGGAGGCACGUCUCCUGCAGCGUCUGCCAGCUGAGGUUUAACUCGCAGAGCCAGGCGCUGGCCCACUACAAGGGCACCAAACACGCCAAGAAGCUAAAAGCCCUGGACACUCCCAAGACCAAGCUCAAAGGCUCCCUGGUCACCAAGGAAACCAGCAUCCAGGAGCUGGUCAAGGGCAUCAACACCUCGCAGGUCGCCAACGACAGCAAAGAUCUCCUCCCUGAUGCUGUGGCCCUCCCGCUGUCCCCCGUGCUCAGAACAGCUCAGCUCUUGGCGACCCCGAUGAUGCCGCCAUCAUUGGCGCCGGCGCCCGCGACCCUGCCGAUGGUCCCGAGCAGCGCGGCAGCAACAGCCCCGGACUCUCCCUCAGCCGCCGGGGGGGAAGAGAAGCAGCUGAACCUCAACUCGCCCUCAGAACCCGACCUGGAGCCCGAGGCCGAACCCGAGGCGGAGACGGAUCCGGAGUCGGAGCAGGACAAGGCCCAGCGGCUCCUCUACUGCUCGCUGUGCAAAGUGGCCGUCAACUCGGCGUCGCAGCUGGACGCUCACAACAGCGGUACGAAGCACAAGACGAUGCUGGAGGCCAGGAGCGGCGUGGGCUCCAUCAAGUCCUUCCCCCGGCCGGGAGUCAAGAGCAAAGUUGCCACGGUGACCAAGUCCGCGACGGGUCUGCAGAACAAGACGUUUCACUGUGAGACGUGUGAUGUGCACGUGAACUCAGAGACUCAGCUCAAACAGCACAUCAGCAGCCGGCGCCAUAAAGACCGAGCGGCAGGUAAACCAGCCAAACCCAAAUACAGCCCCUACAGCAAACCGCAGAAAGGCCCGACCAAGCAGCCGAUCACAUUGACCUUGGGGAAGGAGCGCCCGUGCCAACCUCUGACCCAGAUGCUCCCGGCUCACCUGGCAGCCGUGGCCGCCGCCAUCAGCAACGCUUUCACCCACCGCACCAACCACGCCUCGAACCUCGCCCAGACCCCCUCCCUCUUCCAAACACAGUCCCUCCCUGCUGCUCUGCUCCGCCCCGCCCCCGGGCCUGUCAGGACCUCCCACCCACAAAUCCUAUUUGCCCCUUAUUGA
This is a messenger RNA of Limanda limanda (common dab), 1293 nucleotides long. It is a transcript of the gene znf385d, whose product is annotated as zinc finger protein 385D. Gene Ontology annotation, cellular component: nucleus. The coding region runs from base 1 to 1293 and encodes 430 amino acids. Gene Ontology annotation, molecular function: nucleic acid binding; zinc ion binding. The record is from RefSeq and is a predicted model, not a curated record. The transcript is spliced from 8 exons. Lineage: Eukaryota; Metazoa; Chordata; Actinopteri; Pleuronectiformes; Pleuronectidae.